AUGGCAGCUCCGGCUCUGAAUCUCCUCAUCAUUCUCUCUCUUCUCUUCGUUUCAUUCCCGAGAUCUGAAUCUCUCCCCGAAAACCCAUCUCUCGUUCUCCUAAGCGACGGAUUCGACUGGCCCAUCUCUAACAGCGACGCAUUCGACAUCGCCGGAGAAGAAGACGUCGACGACGAAGGUGGAGUAGAUCGACGGUCGUUGUACUGGCGGAGGACGAAAUACUACAUAUCGUACGGUGCAUUGUCGGCGAAUCGAGUCCCUUGUCCACCUAGAUCUGGAAGAUCGUACUACACUCAUAACUGUUUCGGAGCAAGAGGUCCGGUGCAUCCGUACCGUCGAGGCUGCUCGUCGAUCACUCGUUGCCGGAAAUAG
Arabis nemorensis is the source of this 372-nucleotide messenger RNA. The record is from the annotation of a GenBank genome assembly. NCBI's taxonomy places the organism in Eukaryota, Viridiplantae, Streptophyta, Magnoliopsida, Brassicales, Brassicaceae.